AUGAAGUUCGGCCACGCCUUCCAAGAGGCCCUGGCUGCGGAUAGCUACCCGCAGCGCUGGGUGGAGAAGGCCAUCCCCUAUCGCCAGCUCAAGAAACUCCUGGGCAAGGUUCGGGAGGAGCUCAUCAAAACCGGCUAUGCCCCCGACACACUGCAUCGGCUCCUAGCGGAGCACCAUGCCGAGUACCGACUCGAAACCGACGCUUCUCAUAUGCUACGGCCGAAGCUAGUCGUGCGCCCAAGUCUGGGUGGGCCAACGUCGCUGGAACAUGCGAUAGAGCCUAGCGCUUUGGCAGAUGUGACUUCCUCACCACCGGAAGGCGACGGCACUAGCCUGCUCGAGCCAGGCCUCGACGCUGAGGUGCACGAUGACUACGACGACGACAAGUGGGUUAAGAUCCCGCUGAAUUCGGAUACCCGGUUUUUCGGUCUCCUGCAAACCGAUGUUACGGAGCUUGACACGCUCCAGGAGGAGGAGAGGCAGUCAAUGAACGACAGGAUCCACGCCCUCGGAACGGAGAUUGCCGAGGUGGCAAAGCCGCGCAAGGGUUUAAUCAAGCUUGCUAAGUCGGAUCUCUACCGGUGGCGCGAGAUCUUUGAGCUCUAUUUGGCUGCGCAGGUCUUCUUCUCUACGACUGAAGCCGCCGGGGGGGUGCGCAACAGCGAGAAGGCGCAGAAGCAGCUUGUCUGGUUCCAGGACGAGGUCAACAAGCGGCAGCUGCCGCAAAAGUUUAAGGUUGAGUCCAGUGGUGCUGCAUAUGCACAUUUCUUGGCUCUGAACGCGACACUGCUGCAGAACCUACGGUUCCAGGAGUUGAAUCAGACGGCAGUCAACAAGAUAAUCAAAAAAUUCGAUAAGCGAACUCAACUAGGGGUCAAGUCGACGUUCCCGAAGGUCAUGUAUUCGGCGCACUUCAUUUCCGAGGCCAUCUCUAAGGACAUUUGCGCCCAGUUGGCGCGUGAAGUGGUCAGCCUCGUUCCGCAAGUCAUGGAUUACUCGUGCACGAUCUGCUUCUCCAUCUGCUGGCUCCCUGUUAGGCUGGACUGCGAUCACCUGUUUUGUAUUCGAUGCAUGAUCAAGAUGCAGAACCAAAAUAAGCGGUACUGUCCACUCUGUCGAGCUGACGUGGUUCAGAAGGCCAACGAGAGUACGUCCUUCCGAAACCCUCCCAUUGUUACAAAUCGUCUGACUUUACAAAAACCAGCGCACAUCGAUGAGAAGCUGGUGCGCUACCUCGAGCGGUGGUUUCCCAAAGAGACCAGGGAGAAGCAAGUAUAUAAUGAAAGGGAGCGGCGCAGGGAGCUGUUUGGGGACAUCUAUGUAAACCCAAACCAGAACCCCCCUCAGUGUGUCGUGAUGUAG
Messenger RNA from Chaetomium strumarium, 1362 nucleotides. RefSeq names its product SPX domain-containing protein. The transcript has 3 exons. The coding region runs from base 1 to 1362 and encodes 453 amino acids. Gene Ontology annotation, molecular function: metal ion binding. Lineage: Eukaryota; Fungi; Ascomycota; Sordariomycetes; Sordariales; Chaetomiaceae. The record is from RefSeq and is a predicted model, not a curated record.